GCCGGCGGACGGAGACCUGGUCCCCCGAUCUGCCAUGGCGGCGGCGGCUGGAGAGAAUGUGACUUGUCAGAGGACGGGCGGACGCAGCUGCACAGCCAGGAGCUCCGCGGAAUUCAGGCCCCCAGGGCUGGUUCUAGCCUGUCUGAUGUGGGGUGCAGCAAAAAUGGCAGGGGGGCGGGGCAGAGGACAGGGGUCACUGCUGGCGGGGCAGAGGACAGGGGUCACUGCUGGGGGAACAGAGGACAGGGGUCACUGCUGGCAGGGCAGAGGACAGGGUCACUGCUGGCUGGGCAGAGGACAGGGGUCACUGAUGGCAGGGCAGAGGACAGGGGUCACUGCUGGCGGGGCAGAGGGGCACAGGGGUCACUGCUGGCGGGGUGGUCAGAGGACAGGACAGGGGUCACUGCUGGCGGGGCAGAGGACAGGGUCACUGCUGGCGGGGCAGAGGACAGGGGUCACUGCUGGCGGGGCAGAGGACAGGGGUCACUGCUGGCGGGGCAGAGGACAGUGGUCACUGCUGGCGGGGCAGAGGACAGGGGUCACUGCUGGCAGGGGCAGAGGACAGGGGUCACUGAUGGCAGGGCAGAGG
Staurois parvus is the source of this 589-nucleotide messenger RNA. The record is from the annotation of a GenBank genome assembly. Lineage: Eukaryota; Metazoa; Chordata; Amphibia; Anura; Ranidae.